CUAGUCAAUGGGGCGCAUCUUCUCCAUCAGAGUGCGCAGCAGCACCAGCUCGUCAACCACGGGGUGGGGGCUGACCGACUCACCCUUCACCUGAACCACAUCAAGUAGAUCAGUACACACACGUGUGUGUGUGUGUGCGUGAUAUGGAUGGAUGGCUGCGCCUUGACGUCGAGAUACGAGAUGCCCUAACACACACACACAGCACGUUUAUCUCCCUCUGCCUCUGCCUCGCCCAUCCCUCUCCUCGCCCACCUUGUCCACAUGAAUGCUGGGCCCAUCAAUCGUCUCGUUGAGCGACUCCAGCUUCUUCCGCAGACUCUCAGCCUUCCCCUUCAGCUCGCCAAGCGCAGUCAACACUCCCUCAUCAGCCGCAUCCUCACCAUCCACACGCAGCAGCUCAUCCCUGCUGCUGCCCUCACGUCGAAAGGAGUGGGAUGUGCCAUCUGGCGGGGCAGCGAAGCGGCGAGCGCCUCAUAGUCCACGAGCGGGUCCUCGACAGCAUCUCUCUCGGUGUGGGCGUCAUGAUCUCCAUUCAUCAGCUCGGUUUGCGGUUUCAGCAGCGUUUGCAAGGUCUCGUAG
Vitrella brassicaformis is the source of this 579-nucleotide messenger RNA. The record is from the annotation of a GenBank genome assembly. Lineage: Eukaryota; Vitrellaceae.